This is a messenger RNA of Paralichthys olivaceus (Japanese flounder), 3397 nucleotides long. Lineage: Eukaryota; Metazoa; Chordata; Actinopteri; Pleuronectiformes; Paralichthyidae. The record is from RefSeq and is a predicted model, not a curated record.
UGCAGUGACUAAUUUGGUACAAUUUGGACACAUGAUAUGUUCAAUGCUAAUAAACUUUAAAUGACCAGACAGACUCAUCAACUGUAAGUGAUACUGUCAAUCCUGGCGACAGCAACAAUUACUGUUUCUCCAAUUCGGGGUUGUGCGUACUGAGUUGAACUUUACUGAACUUUGAAUAAACAAGUGUUGUUGCUGUUUGUGCAGCAGCGGUGGUUCAGCUCCAGAGUUCUGUUGACCAAUUCCCAUCUUUACUUGCUGGAGCGCAAAUUACUGUCGGUCAUGUUUACAGUUUCAGAAAGAACACUGCAACUAGCCUCACCACAGAGCAGACAUGCACAAUUGUUCACUUUUAAAAACCCUGAAAAAACUUCAUUCAGUUGUGUGUUGCCAGUUGAUGUAAUUUAAGUAGCUCUAACAAUUUUCUUUUUUCAGUUUACAGCAAAUAUACCAAAUAUAAUUAAAUGGAACCUGUAUGAAAACAGAGUGUUUGGCUGAACUGCUCAUUUAGUAGUAAGCAGCACAGGGUGCUUCUCCUUUACUAACCUAACGUUUUAUAAUGACACCUUAAACAUCACAGAGUAAUUUAUAAAAAGGCCACUCAUAUAGGAAGAAAUGCUUUCAAGUAACUAAAUCCUCAUUAAAAAAAUACAAAUAUCAGGUCCUGUUAUGUUGCACGUCAAUCAGCAGCUUCAAAACAAGACUGCACAAAGCAGACCUGGCUAUCACUGCUCUGGUAAAAGAAUUUUCAUCAUUAGAGAAACUGUAUUUUGAGUGGACCAGUCUCAGAUGUCAUGACAGACAUACAGUCAUCUACACCGCUUUAGCUAAUUGCAAUGCAACCUAAGGUGACCCCUGUGGCCCCUGUUUGCAAUGGUUAACUUAUUACCAAGGUUUUCAUGAGGUGUUUAUAUGCCAUCCUUUAUCAUAUAUUUCUGCGGUAUUAUUCUAAAAGUGACUCGAUUUUUUCCCUCAUUGGGUCAAGUGCACACACUGUGUAAUGCAGAACAACUCCGCAGAGAGCCAAGAGUUGUGAACCCAAUUUUCAGACACCCUAAUUUAAAGGACAGAGAGAACACCACAUGAUUCUGUGGGACUUGUUCUGCUUGUUGUGGAGAUUGCUUUGGAGGCAGAGGGCAUUGUGUGGAGAUAAUAGUCAGCAAGGAGAAAAAAUAAAGCUUUGAGCAGAACUGAUCCCACUUUACGCUUUUAGGGUCAGUGGUCGAAAUGGGUGCUCGGCCUCCAGGUCCCUGCAACACGGAUCAGGGGUCCCAACGUAUAUCUGCUGAUUACAUCUCCUGAAGUGGAAAAAAUGCAAAUAAUAAAUGUAUGAGCAACGUGCUUGUUUUUUUGCUUGAUUAAUUAUGCCGUUUAAUUCCAGAUCCACCAUGCCGCUCCACCGUAUAAUUUCCCAGUGGUCUUGGCUGUUUCUUCUCUCACACGCGCUCUCUCCUUCUUCUUUUUUUUUUUUCUUCUCUCCUCAUUGCAAAAUGAAUCAUGGAUCCAACCGUCUGUACCCGGGGGAGAGCGGCGAGCUGGCGAAUAGGCUGACCAAUCAUGAGCAUCAGAGGCAGACACAGACGGAGUGAGCCUUUUGUUGUGUGCUGCACUCAUCAAGUUAGAAGACAACUACCGAUUUGGCCCGAAGAAAAUUAAAAGACGGAGAGUCAGCUUAUCCAAUCACACUGGCCACUGUGUGUUUAUCUGAGUGGGUGGCAGGAUUUCUGUGCCAUUCAUAUUGUCAACUGGGACCCUGGCAGCUCUUCUAUUCCCAGCCUGGCCGACCCUCUCUCAGCCUCCUGACAGUUCCAGCCCGAGGUGCUGGUGGAGUAGGAGGUGGUGGUGGAGGGGGGACACUGCCAGGGCAGAGCCGGGGCACCGGAGAGGAGGAGGAGGAGAAGAAGAGAGGAAGAAGAGGAGAGAGACAAAGUGGAUCAGAUCAACAGCAGCAGACUGAACGCUGGAAAUGUCCGUCAGGUCUGAGUCUGUCACAUCCUCAGCCAAUCAGAGCCUUCGUUAACGGCAGCGUCGGCACGUGAUUGGGAGAAGGAUGGCGACUAUGCCUUUCGUCAGCGAAGGGAAGUGUGUGAGCGUGGAGUGGGAUUUUCUACAAGGACUGCUGGCCAAGCCUCCCACCCUGCCCUGUCUGCAGAACCUGCGCAAAGAGAAGUCUCGCAAUGCGGCGCGGUCACGGCGGGGGAAGGAGAAUUUUGAGUUCUUUGAGCUGGCCAAGAUGUUGCCUCUGCCCGGUGCCAUCACCAGCCAGCUGGACAAAGCCUCGGUCAUCCGGCUGACCAUCAGCUACCUGCACAUGCGCACCUUUGCCAGUCAGGGGGACCCACCCUGGAGUCCUCUAAGGGAGGGUGACAGCAACUGCAGCAAAGUCAGGCGAUCGUCCCAUUCUCUGGCGACUGACAUGUUUGAGCAGCACCUCGGGGCACAUCUCCUGCAGUCUCUGGAUGGCUUUGUGUUCGUGGUCAGUCAGGAGGGACGGUUCCUCUACAUCUCAGAGACAGUUUCUAUCUACCUGGGACUCUCACAGGUGGAGCUGACCGGCAGCAGCGUGUUCGACUACAUCCACCCUGCGGACCACGUCGAGAUGGCGGAGCGACUGGGAAUCAGGCCGCAUCUGAGGGCCGAGGCCGGCUGCCACACGGCUCCCGAGAGCGCCUCUAGCUCCGCGUCCGCCUCCUCGCUGGCUGGUACCCCCGAGCCCGCUCCGUCGAGUCCUCACUCUCCUGCCGACGAACCUCCCGACCGUGGCUUCUUCAUCCGCAUGAAGUCCACGCUCACCAAAAGAGGCCUGCAUGUCAAGUCUUCUGGAUACAAGGUGAUCCACGUGACAGGACGAAUCCGCUGCCGCCCCGCGCUCGUGCCGGGCUCCACGCGCUCAGUGCGUCGUCCGAUGGGUCUGGUGGCCCUGGCGCAUACGCUCCCGCCCUCCACGCUUAACGAAGUCCGCAUGGAGAGCCAAAUGUUUGUCUUCCGAGUCAACAUGGACCUACAGGUCACGUAUUGUGAGAACAGGAUCUCUGAGUACAUGGAUCUGACCCCAGCAGAGGUGGUGGGACAUACCUGUUAUCACUUCAUCCACGUAGAAGACCUGGAAAACCUCAGGCAGAGCCAUGAAGACUUGCUGAGGAAAGGCCAGGUGGUGACGGGUUACUACCGCUGGCUCCAGAGGAGAGGGGGCUACCUGUGGAUCCAGUCCAAUGCCACCGUCUCCAUCAACCACAAAGCCCCCCACGAACGCAACGUCAUCUGGGUCAACUAUGUCCUGAGUCCGACAGAGUUGCCCGACACUCCUCUGGAUCUGCUACAGUUACCGGAGGGCGUACGAGCGGAGAGACUUCGAGUUAGCUCCUCUCCCGCCGACAGCUCCCCUCAGGCCCGAGACUGA